Sporothrix schenckii 1099-18 is the source of this 2217-nucleotide messenger RNA. RefSeq lists its product as uncharacterized. Bases 1 to 2217 code for a protein of 738 amino acids. NCBI's taxonomy places the organism in Eukaryota, Fungi, Ascomycota, Sordariomycetes, Ophiostomatales, Ophiostomataceae. The transcript is spliced from 5 exons. The record is from RefSeq and is a predicted model, not a curated record.
AUGGUGCUGCCGAAGCCCAUUCCCGCUAUGGAGGACAACCCGAUCUCCGUGUCCCCCAACGCACUGAUCCUCUGCAUGCUGUCCGCUCUCGCGGUGAAACUGUUCGUUCCGACUGGCGACAUCGCUGUGGUUCUUGCCAUAGUUCUUCUUGUCAAGGUCUUGAGCUUUAUUUCGUGGACCAAGGACGACGAGGCCGGCAUUGACGACGAACUUGACGCUGGCUCUGCCAGCAGUCUAUUGACUGACGACGGCACCGGAUCGGCCUCCAACACCAACGGCAACACCAUCACGGGCACCAUUUCGUCUACGGCGUCGCCCACCAUUGACCUCGCUUUCGCACUUGACAGCUUCGAGAGCGCCUUUGACAGUUGCUUUCACAAGACCAUUGAAGAGAAUGCCCUCUCUGAGGCCCAGCUGACAGUUGCCAACCUCACUCUCCAUGACACUCUCACCCCGGGCCCUGUCCUCCGCAUCACCUACUAUGGGGAUGAAGACGAUUUCCUCCUUACUCAGUCAAUCCAGUCGGCCGCAUUUGGUGAGGUUGAUGACCCGGAUCAAUAUCACAACCGAGAGACCAAUUCCCACCAAGUCCCCGAUGCCGACAUUGAUGGCAAUGAGCUUCAAGUCGACAUGACCUCGGAGCUCGGCCACGAAGACAAGAAGGAGGAUGAUACCAUCGUCUCCGACCAGGAUGUUGAACACAACGAGGAUAUGUCCAUGAUUCAACUUCCCAACAUGAACGACUAUCGUCUCAGCGCAGGACUCGGCCAUAACACCUCUGAGAGCAUUGGGAACAUUGAGAGCCACUCGGACAUCUCCAGUGAUAUCGACGUCCCAGAAUCUGCCAACAUUGACGAGCUUGAGCAAUUUGACGAGCCCACACAAAACAAUGAUGAGCAGCAGGUGGAUGAGCAGAGCACCCAUGGUCUUUCUACUCCCAUCGACAAACUUCCCGCUUCCGAUGAAAUGAAAGUUGAAGGACGAAGCUUUUCCAACCAGCCCGCCUCCGACAGCAACUCCGACGACCAUGAAGAUGGACCAGCUGCCGUCUACGAGCACGACCGCGAAAACCUCUGCUCCGCUGAAAAGAUGUUUGACAAUCCUCUUCCUCGUCCCCGAUUCACCACAAAAUAUGCGAGCAUCGACGAUGACACCAGCCUGGAGUCUCCUGGCGACAAGUUCCGCCUCAAGCUUCAUACCAUAUUUGAAGAAACUGAAGAAGAACGGGAAAUGGUUCGUGAGAUCUUAAAGGCCCGCGGCCCAGCUCCGACCUACGCCCCAAUCCUCGAAAUGGCCCGGCUUCCCAGCCUCUCCGAUGACGAAUACGAGGAGCCCUCGCCGAAGUCGCUCGACAUCAGCAUUGAGUCGUCCAACUUUGACAUCCAUCCCUCGCUCGGGAAGACCCCGGAAGGCAAGCCCAAGCCGGCACCCAAAUCCGAGCUCCAGGUCUCACCGUCGCCAGAGCCCAAGAGAAACUCCUUUUCCUUCCCCCGUCCGGCCAAGACCACCACCGCAUUGACGACUAGUUGCGAAGUUAUUUCCAACUAUGCUUCCGCACCUCCCACACCACCCACUACUCCCAGUCCGAUUGUCGUCAAAAGCUCUGACGACACCUCUUGCAAGCAUGCCACAGCUUCGACCACAGCCUCUGCUGUCCACAUCGAGGAUGCCAAUGUUGCCGGCACUUCCAUCCAGAGCAACUCCUUGAGCUCCGACUCCGAAUCGGACGAGCUUGACUACUUUCUCCGACAGACAGGCUUGGACGUGAUUGCCUCGCCCGCCGACAAUUCCUCCAACGGCAACGGUACCAAUCCAGCCGAUCCUAUCACAGACAGCACAGCCACCGGCAUCGUCCCUGAAUCAAUUCCUACCAUCAACAUGACGCUCGCAGAGUCGAUGCAGGAGGCCUGGGAAACCCUUUCUUUGCACUCGACUGACAGUCUCGACGCUGCUGAUGAGUAUGGCCGCAAUUAUGAACGUCUGUGCGGCAACAGCCUCCCACGAUGCACCUGGGCCCUGCUCGACAAGCCUGUUGCCUUUGGAAAAUGCAGCGGUCCGCUUCUGAUGCUCACAACCCCCGAGGGAGACAUCAAAUACCCGGAAGACAUGAAGUACUAUGAUGGUGCCUUUAACUGGGCCGACGACAGCGACGAGGAGGAGGAGGGCGACUCGGACACCUAUGCUUCCCUGUCUCCUGCUGCUACAAAGUCGAUUUGA